Sugiyamaella lignohabitans is the source of this 2673-nucleotide messenger RNA. It is a transcript of the gene RFC1, whose product is annotated as replication factor C subunit 1. Bases 1 to 2673 code for a protein of 890 amino acids. The record is from RefSeq and is a predicted model, not a curated record. Gene Ontology annotation, cellular component: DNA replication factor C complex; nucleus. The transcript has 2 exons. Gene Ontology annotation, biological process: DNA repair; DNA replication. Gene Ontology annotation, molecular function: ATP binding; DNA clamp loader activity; DNA binding. NCBI's taxonomy places the organism in Eukaryota, Fungi, Ascomycota, Dipodascomycetes, Dipodascales, Trichomonascaceae.
AUGAUUGAGGAAGACGACGAUGAUGAUGAGAUAGCUGUUGUAGAGCCACCUAAAACAAAACGAAAGACCGCAGCUCAAAAGACGGAGGAACUGGAAGAUGUGAAUGUCUCCGAAUAUUUCGCAGGCAGCAGGGGCAGAAGGUCUAGGACUAAGAAAGAGGAUUACAUAACAAUUGAUGAUGAUGACGAUGAUACUGAGAUCCUGGAGCUUUUAAGCCAAAAGGAAUCCAAACCAAAGUUACCUUCUCAGCCAGCAAAGCAGGAGGGAUCACGGCCUGAGACGAAAUCCCCCAGAAAAGCUUCCAAAAAGUCAUCGAGCCCAGCUCAACCAGCUGUGGAACAGAAAAACGCGGGCUUCACGCUAUCCGCCAACGAAAUUUUGGCACAAAUACCAGAUGCUAUUUUGCCCGAAGUCGACAGUACUCAAAAAGUCAAUUUCUAUGCCAAGAAGGCGCAAGCUCCUCAAUCUUCUGGUGAGCUACCUGAAAUCGCUGAAGCAGCAGACAAUUGUCUUGCAGGACUCACUUUCGUAUUCACAGGAAUCAUGCCAAAUCUUUCACGUGAGCAGGGUCAAGAUUUGGUUAAAAAAUAUGGUGGAAAGGUUACAACUGCGCCGUCCCGUAACACUUCAUGUGUUGUUUUGGGAGCCGAAGCAGGCCCUAAAAAGAUUCAAAAAAUCAUAGAUUUGAAAAUCAAAGCCAUCGAUGAGCAGGGAUUUUUGGAAUUACUGGCAAAAAUGCCAGCCAACGGCGGAUCAGGAGAAGCAGCUCAAAAGGCUAUGGAGAAAAAGAGACAAGAGAAGCUGAAAAUCGAGAAGGAAGUUGAACGAAUGAGUGCAGAAAUGGCACAAAAGGAUAGCUCUUCAGCACGAGCUGCGAAUAGAACAAACAGUGGCUUGGCUAACCACAAAGAAGCCAAGCCUCUUACUCAGCCACUUCAGGCUGAAUCGUCUAGUGUCAUGACUGAAGAUGAAAAGCUCUGGACCUCAAAAUAUGCCCCGAACAAUUUGAAUCAGAUCUGUGGAAACAAAGCGGCUAUUGAUAAGCUGGCGAAAUGGCUGCAGAACUGGAGAAGAAAUGCUCAAAACAACUUUAAAGGAAAUUUCAUGGAUCCCAACACUUUUAGAGCGGCAAUUCUUCAUGGCCCACCUGGAAUUGGCAAAACAACUACCGCGCAUUUGGUUGCUCAGCUGCAAGGUUUUGAUGUCAUUGAAAAUAAUGCCUCAGAUACCCGAUCGAAAUCUUUGUUACAAAAUCAAGUAAGCCGGACCCUUGGUAAUACUUCUCUACUGGGCACGUUUGCCAGACGAGGUGAAGUUACGAAUAAAUCUAAGAAGGAAGUUUGUCUCAUCAUGGAUGAAGUAGAUGGUAUGUCUGCAGGUGAUCGAGGUGGUGUUGGUGCUAUGGCCGCCCUCUGCAGAACAACUAAUAUUCCAAUCAUUCUUAUUUGCAAUGAGCGGUCAUUGCCUAAGAUGAGACCCUUUGACAAAGUCACUUACGACAUCGCAUUUCGAAGACCUGACGCCAGUGCAAUUGCUCCUCGAAUUCUUGCAAUUGCUGCCCGUGAAGGUUUGAAGUUAGACGAGGGUGUUGUUAGACAGCUGGUUGAAUCGACCAGAUCUGAUAUCCGACAAAUAAUCAAUCUUUUGUCGACAUACUCCACCACCAAUAAGAACAUGGACUAUGAUACAAGUAAGACCAUUUCCAAGCAAUGGGAGAAACGUGUUGUCUUGAAACCAUUUGAUAUUGUGGGAAAAUUCCUCAGUGCAGCCACAUUUGCACCCAGCAACAACAUAUCUCUAAAUGAUAAAAUUGAGUUGUACUUCAAUGACCAUGACUUUGCCCCACUGAUGGUUCAAGAGAACUACCUCAACUCUGUUCCGUCUAAGUCUCAAAGUACUCCUGGUGGAGCUCUGGCCCUUAUCGCUGAAGCAGCAGAGUCUAUCUCGGAUGGUGAUCUUGUUGACAGAAUGAUUCAUGGAUCGCAACAACAAUGGUCCCUGAUGCCACUACAUGGUGCCUUGUCUUGUGUGCGACCAAGCUAUUUUGCUGCAGGGCAAGCGACUGGACGGUUUAAUUUCGCUGGGUUUCUUGGUAACAACUCAAAGGCAGGGAAGUACAAUCGACUCCUUCAAGAACUUCAAUCUCACGCCAGACUAAAACUAUGGGGAGACAAAUUGGAAAUGAGAAUGCAAUAUUUACCGUUUUUGACCUAUAAAUUAAUUCAGCCGCUACAAGAAUCUGGAGCAGACGGUAUAGCUGAUGUCAUUGCUACUCUUGAUGAAUAUUAUCUCACAAAGGAAGACUGGGAUGUUAUUAUGGAACUUGGCGUGGGGCCCUUAAGCAGUGAACCAAAAGCAAAGGCUUUGCCAACAACAGUUAAAUCCGGUUUCACUAGGAAGUACAAUGCUAUGGAUCAUCCGAUGCCAUAUAUGAAGUCAGCUGGUAUGACUGCUGCUGAAGCUAGAGUUAUCCCCAAGCUAGAAAAGCCUGAUUUUGAGGAUGUGAUCGAAGAAGACAUCGAAGCUCCAGAAGAAGAUGAAAAGCCCCUUGAUGAUAGUGAGGAGUUAGCCAAGAAUAAGUAUAUUAACAUCCCUAAAUCUAAGGGUAAAGCAGCUAAAGGAAAGUCUAAGGCUUCUACAAAGGCACCAGCAAAAUCUCGCGCCAAAAAAUAG